GAUAUCCAAUCCACAUUCCCUUCCAAGUAAAUCUCACUUGGAGAACGGAAGGAGGGAAUUGCUUUUCUUCGAAGAAUCAAAUGGGUAGUUGCUUUUCUUGCAGAUGCAGAUCAUCAUCUGUGCUGAAGACAAUACGGUUGGUUCACCUCAACGGUUAUGUUGAGGACUUUGAGCCUCCAAUUUCAGUUGGCCAAGUUAUCAGCAUGUCACCGAAGCAUUUCGUUUGCACGGCUGCGCAGCUGCUCUCUACCGCCUCCUUGCCUCUGAAACCUGAUGAUCAACUCCAGCCAGGAUCCAUCUAUUUCCUGCUCCCACACUCAGCUUUCCAUGCUGAUGCAUCUCCUACUGACUUUGCUUCUCUUGUAAAGAGGCUCACAGCAAAGGCAAAAUCCGUUGACCCGACGUCGACAAGCAUUAGUACUCCUGGCAGCUUGAUGGAGUUUCCAGAGGAAAGGGCACGCAGCGUAGGAAGGCGAUCAUGGAAGCCUAUUUUGGACACCAUCAAAGAAAUGUCCUUCACUCGGAGGAGCGAUUCAGAUCUAAGAGAAAUGUAUUCUAUUACCACCAAAUAGCUUACAUUGCAGUAGUUUAGUUU
Messenger RNA from Rubroshorea leprosula, 595 nucleotides. The record is from the annotation of a GenBank genome assembly. Lineage: Eukaryota; Viridiplantae; Streptophyta; Magnoliopsida; Malvales; Dipterocarpaceae.